Molecule: messenger RNA, 762 nt
Organism: Hirundo rustica (Barn swallow)
Lineage: Eukaryota; Metazoa; Chordata; Aves; Passeriformes; Hirundinidae
Gene: DBNDD1
Product: dysbindin domain containing 1
Exons: 5
Coding region: 143-649 (168 amino acids)
Biological process (GO): negative regulation of protein kinase activity
Cellular component (GO): cytoplasm
Source: RefSeq, a predicted model, not a curated record
ACCGGCACCGGCAUCAGCCCCGAGCCCGGCCCAUGGCGGCUCCGGCGGCGGUCGCCACCGCAGGCAGCCGGUGAGCCCAGGCCGGGGCGGGCGGUGUGGCCGGUGACACUGCUGGUGACACGGCCGCUGGCACGGAGGGACCAUGCAGGCGGAGGCCAGAGGGGAAUUCUGCAGCCGGGACCAGCGCCCUGAGCUUGGCAAGGAGCCACCGGUCCCGGAGCGCCCUGCAGGGACCCCCACUCAUGGGCCGGCCCAGGAGACCCCCCGAGUGCCCGCGGAGGAGCAGGGCGGCAUCCCCAUCCCCAGCGCCGGCCUGCUGCAGGUCACCGAGCGCCGACAGCCCCUGAGCAGCGUGUCUUCGCUGGAGGUGCACUUCGACCUGCUGGACCUGACGGAGCUGACGGAUAUGUCGGACCAGGAGCUGGCCGAGGUCUUCGCCGAUUCCGACGAGGAAAACGCGGCCGGAGAGACGCCCGGCGGGCUGCAGCCGCCGGCGGUGCCGCGGGCCGGGUACCUGCGCUCGCCCUCCUGGACCCGCGCCAGGGAGCAGGGCCGGGACAAGAAGCACCUGAGCGACCCCGAGCCGCCGCCGGGACCCCCGGGACCCCCGGACGCCUUCCUGCCCGCCGAGCGCCCGCGGGAGCCGUAGGGACAAAACCCGCCGGGGGACACCGGGACGCGGCGGUGCUGGUCCCGUCGGUACCGAUGGAGCCCGUCCCCGGGCGCAGGACUCCCGUUAGCCCGCCCGGAGGGCAGAGGCGG